Hibiscus syriacus is the source of this 2369-nucleotide messenger RNA. RefSeq lists its product as uncharacterized. Gene Ontology annotation, molecular function: ubiquitin protein ligase activity. The record is from RefSeq and is a predicted model, not a curated record. The transcript has 6 exons. Lineage: Eukaryota; Viridiplantae; Streptophyta; Magnoliopsida; Malvales; Malvaceae. The coding region runs from base 527 to 2170 and encodes 547 amino acids.
UUCUGUUUUUUUUAUUAUUUAAAAAAGGUUUUUCUUUUAAUCGGGAUUUUGUUUUUGUUCAUAAUCAGACGUAUUAUAUAUGCUGUAUAUGAAAGAUUGAUUAGUUAUGUGGAUGACUUGAUUCAUUCUUCUUUUGGGAGAAGAACAUGGUAUCUGUGGUUUGGAAGGGAAAGGGGAUGGACAAAUCUUAGAAGAAAUGUUCAAUUUGGGUGAUCAGCUUUUUCCCACCAUUAGAUCACUGACCAAGUCUCUUUUAUUUUUCGAAAAGAAAAAUAAUUAAAUGAUUGUGUGGAGAAUAAUUCAAGCAAAACAUCAACCAAAGAGAGAGACCCACUUUUGUUGGGGAUCAAUUACAGUACUGGAGCAUGUGACUCUCUCUCCUUUUGUUUUGCUCUUUUCAUCUCCUUUCACCUUUUCUGAUUUAUUUGCUUUUUAAAAAAGAAAAUUGUGAAAACUCCCAAAGCCUCUCUCUUUGAACGUGUUUGGUCAUUGUAUAACAAAGAUAUAAAGGAUACUUGUUAGCUAGAUGGAUGGAUAUGCCAGUAGAAGAGCUGCUGAUGGGCUUGUUGUACCAGGAAAGGGAUCCGGUAUCAUCUUGAAGGGUUAUGUUAAUAACAGAGAACGAAGUGGUCAAUUUUGCAACCGAAUUGGAUGCAGUGGCAGGCUGAAUUCCGUGAAAGGUACUCCCAGCGGCUGCUCAGAAAAAGCGAAAUCUUUGAGGCCUUCUUACCGCACUUCACCAAACGGCAAGGAAAUAGUUGGAAGUUCCACUAGGGUGUACUCCGCAAUUAUCAACUCCAGAAAAUCCUCUACAAAUCCUCAGAAAAAGCUAUCAUCUCAGCUAGAGACAGAUUCGUCUGAAACUAGUAGUGUUCAGGAUGAGCCAGAAGUAUCAGAGCUCAUAUCCCCACCUGGAAAGAUUCAAAGAGGGUUGCAUCCCAAAUCUGAAGAUGCUGAUUCUAGGGAAGUUAGAGUGAUGGAAGUUGGGAGCUCUAGUGCAGCAUCAAACACAAGACCAAGGAGAAACCUUAUUCAGUGUCCUGGGUUGGGAAACCAGGAUACUCUUGCUGGUCCAUCAGUUACUUUGGCCUCUCGAAGUGCUUUCCAGGCAACUCGUGCUAGCACAAGCAGGUAUGGCUUCAGAAACAUAAGAUGCAACUCAAUUUCUGAUGUUCUUCCUUCGGGUUGUUCUUCUCCUGAUUCAAGCUUCAGCAGAAGGAAAGAUACAGUAAAAAAGAGAACUGCUGGUGGAGAAGGUAGUUCUUCCACCGGGGGAAAGAUGUUGGGUGGAUCAGCUUUGGAGGGACGGAACAACAGGUCUAGUCAUGGAGUUCGUAUUUCUGAUUCAAGGCGAGCCAGAAAUUGGCCCCCUAAUAGUGAUAGUAGUGUUGCUUCUUCAGUUAGGACUCGGAGACCAAGCAUUAGUUAUGUCAGAGGGAGACUCCCAAACCAAGAAAAUGGGAAUAGUUUAACUUUGAACGAGUCCCCUGUAGACAUGCAGCAAGUGCCUCAAGCUGAUGUAACUGUCGAUUUGAGUGCUCCCAUUUCCUCACAAAAUAGCUUGACUUCUGCUAUUUCUUACAGUCGACCUGGGAGAAUAAGUGAGAGUUUACACAAUAUAAUGCCGUCUAUUCCUUCUAACGAUGGCAUCAACCACCCAUCGGUGAACCGGGAUAGCUUCCAGCGAUACAAUAUGGAUGGCAUUGCAGAGGUGUUAUUAACACUUGAGAGGAUUGAACAAGAUGAAGAGUUGACAUAUGAGCAAUUACUUGUUCUAGAGACCAGCUUGUUCCUCAAUGGGCUGAACUUUUACGACCAACAUAGAGACAUGAGAUUGGAUAUAGAUAACAUGUCAUAUGAGGAAUUACUAGCUUUAGAAGAGAGGAUGGGUAACGUGAGCUCUGCAUUAUCUGAAGGAGCAAUGUCGAAAUGCCUUAAAAAAAGCAUCUAUGGGGAAACAUCUUUGGUGGAUGCAGAAGUCAGCUGUGAGGUUGAAAAAUGCAGUAUAUGUCAGGAAGAGUAUUUUGUUGGAGAUGAAGUAGGGAGGUUGCAGUGUGAGCAUAGGUAUCACGUCGGGUGCAUACAGCAGUGGUUGCGGGUGAAGAAUUGGUGCCCCAUUUGCAAAGCAUCAGUAGAAGCCAUGCAGUCCUCUUGUUCGCCUCAUAGCUGAGUUGGAAUUUGAAUCGAAGAAAGCAAAAGGAAACUUGGUUUCCUUUUGUACAAAUCGAUGGCUCUUCUCUUCUUCAGCUAUUUUUAUAUUUAUGGUCACAUGUAAAUAUCAAACCCAAACAAAUAAAGCAGGUGCUCUUAAGUGACUGCAUUGGAACACCCAAUUCAGUGGUAAUAGAAGAAACGUGGAUCAAAAUAUA